This is a messenger RNA of Asterias rubens (European starfish), 10958 nucleotides long. Its product is annotated as tudor domain-containing protein 6-like. Bases 143 to 8158 code for a protein of 2671 amino acids. Lineage: Eukaryota; Metazoa; Echinodermata; Asteroidea; Forcipulatida; Asteriidae. The record is from RefSeq and is a predicted model, not a curated record. The transcript has 6 exons.
GGCUGGAAGUGCGAGAUUGAAAAGAGUGACACCCAACUUGUCACGACAGAAAAUGUGAGUUUUUCAACUAUUUUCAAAUGCAACUAAGGCUCAGAUCGCAGUAAACACAAUCUGUGCAGCCCAUAGAAUCUGUAGAGCCAACAUGGGCAGUGUUUCGAAGCAGGUUUUAGACAACAUGGGCUCUAAAGUUGAGGUGUAUGUCACUGCAGCAUACACGGACAAGAGUUCGGGCCUGUUUAACUUUUGGACUCAACUUGACCCCAGUGGUGUGGAGGCAAUCGAGGGUCAAAGUGAAAAGUUUCAGUACAUGGCUCAGCUUGCUGGUAGCCCAUCGUCACAUGUCACGCUUCAAGUUGGUGAACGUUGCAUAGCGAAGUACCUGGAGGAUGGGCAGUGGUAUCGCGCCCGCAUCGACAGCGUCACCGGAAAUGAUGUCAUUGCGUUUUUCAUCGAUUACGGCAACACCGAGAUCAUCCCGAGAAAUCUUGUGCGAACAGAGUCUUCCAUCAACGGGAAGGAUGUGUUUGCGCUCCCAGCGCAGGCUACCGACUGCGUCUUGGCUGGUGUCUCGGCUGUCAUGCAGCAUAAUCAAGUAAAGAUGGGAACCCAAGGCUACGUGACGAAGAUGUUGGUUGACCAGACGUUUGUAGGAGAGCCACUUCAGAUGACAGAUUAUGGUCUGGAAGUUAAACUCUUCACGCAAACCGGUGACAACAUUGCAGAAAGAUUCAUCAAGGAUGAGUUUGCAGUGCAGAGGCAAGUCGGUAUUCCGUCAUCCACAGGAGCGAAGAAGCACUCAAAGAAGGCCUACACACCAACUACACUCUCCGUAGGAAGCAGGGAGAACCUCUACGUCAGUAACGCUUACUCCCUCGGUCAGUUCUGGAUCCAGCAGGCCAGCAUCGGCGAUAGUCUGGAUCAGCUGAUGGAGACAAUCAGCCAACAGUAUGACCAUCUCGGAGCCACCGAGAAGGCACUGGGAGCCGUCGAAGUUGGUACUCCUUGUGUCGCCACAUUUUCAGAAGACGGGUCGAACUACCGAGCUGUAGUCACAAAGAUGAAGGGGUCCAACCAGUGUACAGUCCAGUUUGUAGAUUUUGGCAACUCUGAGGUCACCGAUACAGCAAGUUUGAAGAUGAUCACCAAUGACUUGAUGAAGCAACCGUCCUUCGCUGUAGAGUGCCUACUGAGCGGGGUCGAUUCAGCGCCGUCCUCUCCGAAGGCUAUUGAUCGAUUCAAUGAGCUGACAACUGACAAAGAGCUCUGUGGGAAAGUCGUCGGGAUGAGCGGUAACUCGUGCUGCAUGUUGCUGAUAGAUCCCCAAGGUCAAGAGAAUGCAGAUAUUGUCAGCGUGCUCGUUAAAGAAGGUCUGGUUUCUCGAGGCUCUGGGCAGACUUCAACGGCGACUUGCAACGGUGGAGGGGAUGCUUCUGCUCUGAAGACCUACUCGUCUCAAUUGAUCAGCCGCGGCUCCAAGAAAGUCGUCCAGCUCAUUGCCUUCAAAGGUCCGGAUGACCUAUCUUGUCAACUGAUGGAGGACGCCAAUGCCUUCAAUACCAUGAUGGAUGAUAUCCAGUCAGAGUACUCAAAUCCGUCGCACAAGAACACCGUCCAGUCGCCACAGAUUGGCCAGUCCUGUUGUGUUAAGUACAGCGACGAUGAUAAUUGGUACAGGGCCUGCAUCAAAUUCAUCCAGGGAAACAAGGUCACAGUUCAUUAUGUCGACUAUGGUAAUGGUGAGGUUGUUGACGCAGGUCAACUCAAGAUGUUGAAGCCAGAGUUUUUAGCACUACCCCCUCAGUGUAUAGCGUGCUGUCUAGAUGGUGUGCCCACUCCUCAAGGUUCUGAUGAAAAGAAAGCUUUCGAUUGGCUUGAAGGAUACUCUGAAAAAAACUUAACGGCAUCAGUUACUGGGGUUCAGAAUGACAAAUACACAGUUAUCCUAAAGUCAGAUAAGGACGGAACUGUCUUGAAUCACGAAAUCAAGAAAAUCUUGCCACCCCAAAAGACGCUGAUGUCACCUCCAAUGGUCAAAGCUUCUCAGGCGACUCAGCGCUCUUCACCGAGGGGCGAGUCGCUGAGUCCAAAGGGGGCUGCUUCAUCGGAUUUCUGCGCUUGGAUGGAAGUGAAAAUGGGCGCCAAGGAGACCAAUGUUUACGUGUCCCACGUUGAAGAUGCCAAUAAGUUCUUCUGUCAGUUAGUUGCAGAGGAGGGGAAACUUAACCUGCUGAUGGACAAGGUCCACACUGCUUGUAUCGAGAACAAACUCAAACCACUGAUGCAAGGCUGUGUAGGAAUGGCAUGCGUAGCUCAGUUCUCUGAGGACAGCAGCUGGUAUCGGGGUGUCAUCAAGGACAGGAAGCCAGGUUUCUACAGGGUUUGCUUUGUGGAUUACGGCAACGAAGAAGAUGUCCCUGUGGACAAGGUCCGAGAGAUAACGACAGAUCUGCUGGUGCUUCCCCAACAAGCUGUGUGCUGCUGUCUGAGUGGCUGGGAUGCAGCAUGGAAAGAAGACAAAGUUGCCGAACGUUUUAAGAGUCUGGCGGCCGAGUUCGAGAGCUUCCAGGUAACUGUAAAGGAGUCCAAGGGGAUUUCUGUUGUUCAGCUGAAGUGGCAGGGUAAAGAUAUGCUGCAAGAGCUCAAGAAGAUCCGAGCCAACAUCCCAAAGGAUACCAAACCACCAAAAGAAGCAACACCUCCGAGACGGAAAGGAACGCCGGUUGCUACCACCCCGCCAUUCAAACUUACAUCGGCCGCUGAAAGUGUUGAGGUCGGUAAAACUGCCCUGAUGGCAGCAAGCGUCGUUAAAGGCCCCACCAAGUUCUUCUGUCAGCUGUGCUCAACCUACGAUCAGCUCCAGCAGCUCUGUGCAGACAUGAACAAGUUCUAUGCAUCCCCUGGCUCUAACAAGAAGGUUCUUACCGAAGUUAUUCCUGGGGCAUUUUGUGCCGUCCAGUCAUCUUCUGACGGGGUGUGGUAUCGUGCCAAGAUACUUCACCCAAAAGGUCCUGGGAAAGUGAAGGUGAAAUUUGUCGACUUUGGAGACAUUGAUGUUUUACCGGCAGAAUCGUUGUGUAACCUUCUACCUAAGUUCAGAUCUCUACCGACCCAGGCCAUCAAGUGUAGCAUGGCAGGAAUAUCCAAGAAGUUCCAGGAGAUGCUUUUGGAUCAAGAGGUAACAGUUAUGGUGAAGGCGAAAAAUGACGGGAAGCUAAAGAUUGAGUACAAGGAUGAUGCCAUGCAUGCCAAGAUAAUAAAAGCUUUUGGAGGUACGAGUCAGCCUGAGCAAUCCAAGGCUGUCGUUGAAUCCAAGGGAGGUAGUUCAUCGACCUCAGGGACGACAAACUACAUCAAGCAGGGAGCGCUUGGAGGGACAGAAACCCAAGUGUACGUCACUCACGUUGACAACCUGCAGUCGUUCUACAUUCAGCUCGGCUACAGAAGCGAUGAAAUUGACGAUCUUCAGCAUAAACUCAAAACAAGUUACGACAACAAUGCCUCCGGUGCACUUUCGCCAGUCAAAGUGGGGACUCUCUGCUGUGCCAAGUUCUCCGAAGACGGAAAUUGGUAUCGUGCUGUGGUCACAGGGCAGCCGAACCCCGGCAAGGUCAUCGUUAGGUUUGUAGACUUUGGAAACAGCGAGGAGCAAGCUGCAUCUGCUCUCAGGCCUCUGAAGGGUGAAUUCGCUCAGAGAACCAUAGCCGCCGUUCAGUGCAGAAUCAAAGGAUCAUCCUCGACAAGUGCAGCUGCUGCCGAUGAAUUUCUCGAUUUAGCCAUCGACAAAAGUUUGAAGUGCAAGUUCUACGGCAAGGAGGAACCAUAUCAAGUAGAGUUUCCCGAGCUGCAAGCAGAGUUGGCUAAAAUGCAGUCUACCGACACACCACAAUCCCAAGUUUCGGCGAAGGAGUUCUCCCCUCUGAAAGGGAUUGCUAUCGGAUCCAAAGAGGAGGUAUACAUUGCUUCUGCCACGAGUCCAGCAUCAUUCUGGUGCCAGCUUGCCCGAUUUGAAGAUACCUUGAACAACCUGAUGAAUGCGAUAGAUGCACACUACAGCGCCCUGUCACCCGAGGAAGAGCAAUUGACAGCUCCAACAGUCGGCGCUCCCUGCAUUGCACAGUUUUCUCUGGAUGAAGGCUGGUAUCGAGCGAGAAUCACCCAAGUUCAUCCUGACACAUGCACUGUGACUUUUAUCGACUACGGAAACACGGACGACGUCUCCAGAAGUUUGAUCAAGAACAUCAAAGACAACUUCAUGGAGGUCGAUCAGCAAGCCAUACUAUGCAGUCUCGGGGGAGUUCGCCCAGCGGGUGGCAAGUGGAAGGAGGAGGCUUCCAAUCACUUUUCAGAUCUGACUACUGACAAAAAACUCUUGGCUGAAGUUGUUGGGAUUACUCCUCCUACCUCAGCUUACCAGGUGACCCUCUUGGAUCUGGGUAUAAGCCUCGGUCAACAACUUGCCAAAAAGGGGUGCGCUGAGGUCGUGCCGAUAACAACCAAAACCAUCAGGUUUGCUUCAGAGAGUGACAACCAACCAGACCAGUUUGCUGGUUUCAAGAAGCUAGACAUCGCCCUAGGAUCUUCAGAGAAGGUCUACGUCACCGUUGUGAAUUCAUUACACGAGUUCUACUGCCAGAUAGCUUCCAAGUCGUUUGAAGAGCUGGAACCACUUUCCGAAGACCUGCAAGCUCAAGCGCCAUCACUUCCAACUCUGACAGCUGACAGCAUUCUGGGAUCACCCUGCGUUGCUAAAUUCUCUGAUGAUGAGCAGUGGUAUCGCGCUACGGUUGUGGCCGAGAAGGAAGACAGCGCUGACGUCUUCUUUGUUGACUACGGCAACAAGGAGAGCAUCCCUCGAGAUAACAUGAGAGCAAUGACGGAUGCCUUCUCAUCUCUACCGGCCCAGACGUUAAAAUGCGCUCUCGCUCGCAUCCCUGACGUCUCGUCGCAUGAUGAUGUUGCCGUGGCAAAGUUUGAGGAGCUGGUAUUGGAGAGUGAAGCGUUGAUGGCGGAUUUCGUCGGCUUGAAGGGACAAACGAUGAUCGUGAGACUGCGGAAUGAUGGAGAACCAGUGGCUGAAGCCUUGGGUGUUGAACUCCGAGAUGACAAACCAGAACCACUACCGGCUGUGCCAGAUCAAUCUGCAGGAAGCUACUCAUGGGCCCCGUUGGAGCCAAGUCAAGUUGUGGAGGUCUUUGUUACUACCGUCUCUAGUCCAGAUGAUUUCUGGUGUCAGCUAGCUCAAUCUGAAGAUGAUCUGAAUGCCGUGAUGGACUCCAUACAGAGCCUUGUUAUCCCGUUGGGAGACAACCUGGAACCUCAAGAGAUGAAAUUGUGUGCAGGCGACAUGUGCCUGGCCCAGUGUGCUCAAGAUGGCUACUGGUACAGGUCAGAGGUCACAGGGGUCACAAGUGACAACAUCACUGUUCUAUUUGUUGAUAAUGGAAAGACUGACACCAUGCCAAGUGCCAAGGUACGAGCAAUGCAGGCCGAUUUUAUGACACUACCUAGGCAGGCGUUUAGAUGUCGGCUGACUGGAAUCAAACCUUGGAAGCAGUCUUGGGACCAGGAUUCCAUCAACGCCUUCAAGAAGCUCACAUCCGAUCACUCCCUGAUGGCUGAAGUUGUGAGUGUGGAAAGGAGUGCCGACGGUGCGGUGGCGGUGACACUACAUGAUGGAGCUGUACCUGUGUCUGACCUCCUCGUGGAAAAGAGUCACGCAAAGGAAGUUCCAGCUGGACAUGAAACGAAGAGCAGAUUGGUCAUCACCACACCCGACUGGGACGGACCAACUUACAAAGCAUCAUCCACGCCCACUGAUGGUAAACAGACUGUGGUUAUCCUGUCAGUCACAAGUCCUGUUGAGUUUUAUUGCCGAGUAGGAGAGGAAACGGAAAGUCUGGAAACGAUUACGUCUAAGAUAGAGGAACAUAUCCAAGAGUUAAUUGGUCAGACCAGGAUAGUACCCAGCAAGGGUAUGCCGUGUAUCGCCAAGUGCGAGGAUAAAUUAUGGCGGCGGGCUGAGGUACUUGACGUCGUUGGUAAAGAUGAGUUGAGAGUGUUCCUUGUAGAUGAAGCCAAGCUGCAAACCGUCCGACUGACCGACCUCCAACUUAUAACGAAUACCUUGCUGGCGUUUCCUUUGCAGGCAAGGAAGUGCUCCCUUGAAGCAGCUCCAUCUGGUAUGGAGUGGUCCGAGGAGGAUGAGGAAGCAUUUAGAGAGAUGGUUGAUGGGGAGACGCUCCAGGCAGAGUUUCUUGAUGACUUGCUUUCUCUCUAUGAUGGGGAGGAGUCCAUAAUACAAAAAAUGAUCCAGAGAAAGGAAGACGCCAAAGCCAAAUUAGAAGCAGAAAUGUUGCAGAAACAACUCCAAGAAGCAGCUGACAAGGAAGCCCUUACUAAAGUCGACAAGGACCUUGAAGAGAGCUUCCCAGUUGGGGUUCAUCUACCAGACUCUUUCAAGCAGGCUUUUGAAGGGUUAGAUCUCAAGGUUGGUGAGGACAUCACGUUAUGUCUUGUGACGAUUGAUGGUCCAGAUGAAGUCUCCUGCCAGUUUGCUCACAAUGAACAAAAGGUCUUGGACAUUGAUCAGAAAAUGUUGGAGGUCUACGAAGAGUUGGAAAGCUCCAGCUGGGUCCCACAGGUUGGAGAUCCUUGUGCUGCUAAGCACUCUGAGUUUGAAGAUUGGUACAGAGCUACAGUUGUGUCCAUUGACCAAGAGAAAAGUGUUGAAGUCUUCUAUGCUGACUACGGCGGGACAGACAAGGUCCUUCUCGAGAGUGUCCGAGAGUUGAAAGAUGAACUGAGACAGAUCCCAAGCCAGGCUAUUCGUGUUCACUUGACAAAGCCGCUGGUGCCUCUGACAACUUGGAACAAGAAGGCCAAAGCUGCUCUGGAAGGUGAGGGGACAGAACGUGAUCUCCACGUAAAAGUCAUCGAAGUUCAGGAAAAGAAGGUAGUUGCUGAGCUCUCAGAAGAGGAUCAUACAUUCUUGUCCCAGCUGGUUGAUUAUUCACAAGCAGGCUCCAUUAAUACUGAAGAAGACGAAGAAAGAGAUGGUGAGUUCUUUGAUGCUGUUGAUAAAGACUCAGUAGGGGCAGAAGAAUUGUUUGAAGCUGCAGAGGAAGGCAAUGCUCAAAUCUUAGGCAGCAUCUACAUGAAGACGGUUGAAAGUCUCGUUGAGGAGGUGCUCAUUGAUGUCGCAAAGACCCUUUGGGAAGAAGAAGGCAUCAUUCUAAAACUGCCAUUGGGAAGUUCGGAAGCUACAAGCGAGGAGAGGUCGGAUGUGGGUGCUUCAUCUUCUGAAACUGGGGAUGAAGUUAAGAGUUGCGUCGCUGAAGUUAUUGAUGAUUUGUUUGAUAAAGCGGCUGAGCAAGCUCAGGUUGAUGAUGACAAGCAACAAGAUGAAGAGAUCAGUGCCAAAGAGUCAGAAAACGAGGACAUUACUGUGUCCAAUGAAGAGACCAGUCCUGAAGAAACCAACGCAACUGAGGAAGCCUCACCAGAUGGGAAUAGCCCAAUGAGUCAUGGUGCAAGAAUGAUAAGCAUGAAGGAUAUUCUCGACCAGUUUGUUGACCACCAUCUUCAAAGGCUCAAAGAUAAUGAUGGAGUGGCUGAUGGGCAAAAGGACAAUGGUGAGAAAGCUGUUGAAGAGGAGGAAUCAGAGUCCGAUGUAGAUGAUGAGGAGGAUGUUGAUGAUAUUGGGGAAGUUGUCAAUGGAUUCAUGGCUGAUGACGAAGAAUCGUCUGAGGCGAUGAAUAAUGAAGACGAGCACAACAGCGAGAACAUCAAAGAGGAGAAUGGUCCUAAGGCAUCUUUAGAAUCUGAAGAGAGUCUGGAAGAUCCCAAAACAGAAGCAGCUGACUCCGGUGAGCAAUCACCUAAGGACAACCCGUCGAUCAAGAAUCAAGAAGAGAAGCUGGCCACUGAAGAGGAAUCUUCCGAAGACAAUAUCACAAAUGAGCAGGAAGGUGAUGACCAGACGAGCAGUGCAGAAGGACUCAAGGAGGAAGUCCAAGACAGUCCAUCCAAAAAAGACGGAGACAAGUCGAGCCCGGUUACGCAAGAAAUGGAUCCACCGACUUUGGAUGGAGUAUCGCCUGACGCCAAGGGCGCGGCCAGGGUCGACUCGGAAUCAGAGGAGCUUGAAAACCAGGAUUAAACUCCAGACCCAGAACCCAAACCGGGAGCCGAGUAAGAUGAAGCUCGUCUUUAAGACCCUUUGAGGGAGGAAUGCAACAUUAAACAAGGCGUAAUUUGGGGGGUUGAAGGUAGUCCUGGGAGCCUUCGUAUUUUUACAAAGACAUCCUGUAUAUGUCUGUUUGUGGAGUGGACAAAUUUCAGAGCUCCAUCAUUCAAAUCUUGCCUGUAAAGAAGCUACUAGUUUCACCGGAGUAACGUGCACUGGCAGCUUAGAUUGAACGUUGUGUGACCCCCAGUGUCUUCACAUGAAGUUCAACCCCAAGUUACAGCUUGUUCAACUUUGCAUUCCUCCCUGUACGAUGAUAGUGCCUUGCUUGAAGUGUCACGUAUUGAUAAAUUCCACGUAAAACAGAGAAAGAGAUUUCACUCAUGCGAUCAGGGCCCAGUUUUAUGGCUAUGCUCACUACGUAAAUCUGAGCUUCAAUCAACACUCGUUGCUAAUAUGGGCAAUCAAUGAAAAUCUGCGCUAGCUGUGUGAGCGAAGAAUUCCUAGUUAUGUGGUUAAGGCACGCACACUUCAAGCGUAAAUUCCUUUCCAACCUGUGUAAUACGCUUGAUGUAAGCGCAGAAUUUCCUGCGUCAUGCAGUUCUGAUUCUUUGCUUAGGGUAAGCAGAGCCAUGAAAGUGGUCCUUGAGAAAGUUCUCGCUUUAAGAAAAAAUACUAAGAUAAUUGGAGUUACAGAAUUAUGCUCUGAUUAUAUAAUUUGACUUUAAACAGCGGCUACAGGAUAAUCUCAAUAUUUCAACUAUUACCUUUUUUUGGCCAAACAGACAUUGUAGAUACUGAUUUAUAACCAUUUUACGCUUAAAAUUUUCAUUUGGUAAUAAAUAAUUCAAGUCAAAAAUGCACCUCUCCGCACGGCUUUUUCACCUGAGGGUCAAAAACGGCUUAUCUAUUAUAAUGACCCCUUGACGUCAGUGACAAUUUUCCCCAAUUGGGUCUGUACACAGUUCUCAAGCUGUGGCCAACUGAGGGUGCUAUUUUCCACAUAAAUAGCCGGCUAUGACAACAUGAUUCUGUAGCCGCUGUUUAAGUAUCUUGAAAUAAGUUCUCAACAAGAGAAAAACAGAAAGGAGAUCGGUAUCAACGCCAUCUUAAUAAAACGAAAACAAAAAACAUACAAAAUUUACUUUAGAGAAGCCGCUAUUGACAAAGGAUGUCUUUGCUGAUGAAGUGAUCGUUUCCCACCUAGUUUUUCAUGUGUUACUCCACGCAGAUAACAUUUGUACAAAGAAAGAUAAAAUUCACGCCUUAAAAAACAUUUGGUUGAAGUUUAAAUCGAGAGGUGAUGUUUUGAUUGUAGAGUAUGAGACACCUGUCAUAAGUUUUUUUUAUACUAGAGCGUUAAAGUGAAAAAAAAAUAAAGGAAAAAAAAAAAGAAGAUUCUAUACUUAAAACGAUAACAAACCAUUGACAGCUAUUCACUUUAUUAACACUUUUGUUUAUAUAUUAAAACUAUUUCUUUAUUUUUUGUUUAAGUAUUAUACAUUUACUCUGAUGGUAUUGGGCUUUGCUUACUGCAGACUUCAGCGCUUACAGCCCACGGAAUCAUCCGCUUCAUGGGGGGCUGUAAGCGCAGAAUUCUACGGUAUGCAUGGCCAUGAAAUUUGGCCCAGGUACAUGUCGUCGUUUCGGUGCAGUAAGGUCGUACCUCUGAAAACAGUGUUUAUGUAAAACUUGAAGUUUAGAAUGUCAAAAAGUCACACUUAAAAUUGACCAGGAUGUACACACACAGUCAACAGACACAGAGAUUUGACCUUGUUGUACAGAGUUACGAACUUGUUGCACAGAGUAACAACCUUGAUGCACCGACACGAUGAUGUAUGGUUGAUUUGAUCCUGUAUUUGACUGUUUUCUACUGCCUUCACUUUUGCCAUGAUACAUGUAUACAUGUAAUGUACAUGUAUAUUUAAAACAAAUUAUAUUCAUUUGAAUAUUGUCCAAAAGUCAGUGGACCCUUUUGCUGGGGACGAUUAUUCCUAGAUUAAUGAUGUGCAGCACCCAAUAUUUGUCCAUAUUAUUGGAUGGUUCAAAUCCUGUCCGUGGGUUUCGAAAGCAUAACCACAAUGGGAAAAUUUUGUAACCCUUGGUGGCAGUAGACUUACCAGGUAAAAUCCAUUGUUCUUGGUAAUGUGCGCAUGCUCAGAACUACGUAAACAAUGGAAAUCUACCUGGUAAGUCUGCUGCCACCUAGCGUUCCAAAGUCUCCCAUUGGCAUAAUGGGUACCAGGCCUGGAGGCCAUGGUAUCUGUUGCCCCUGGUCUUGGUGCCCCUUCACAAGUUUCCCAAUAAAGACUUUAAGAUGCCCCUUGCUUAAUAUUGAAAAUAACGCUGCCCUCAUAAAGUUGAAAUUCCAAACCCGGGGUAACACACAACUACUGCACAUUAAACGCAUUAUAUGAACAUGUUUAAAAAAAAAAUUUAAAAAAACUUUAUUGAACUUGUAUAUUCUCCUGGUGCAGUAACUGCGAAGAGUGAAAGUGAAAAAGAUGUAGGAAAUUAUGUUUAAAUUUUCUUCUCUUGAAUUUAUGCACAAGUAAACAUUACACAAAUCAGAAGUUGAGAAAUUUGUUCAAAGAGAACAACUGAUAAACUUGAUGCACUUGUUGUCAAUGGAGUUGGGUGGACGUUCAUUGAGGUUACAACAACCUAUUUUCACAUCUACAAAGCUCUGUUUUCUGCGUUGUGUUAAAGGGAAGGUACACUAUUGGUAAUUGUCAAAGACCAGUCUUCUCACUUGGUGUAUCCCAACAUAAGC